AUGGCGGAGAGCUCCUGUGCAAGCGAAUAUUUCGUUUCGAACUUGCCGUACGAUGUGACAGAGGAGGAGCUAAAGGAUUUUUUUAAACCAACAUGUGAGGUUACCUACUGCAGAGUGAAGAGAACAAAGAUCGGCAUUAAGACCUGCCACGGAUACGUACAGUUCGGGGGCAAUCCGAACGGUGUAGCGGCGUACGCGCGAAGGAAGAAGCUCAAGGGUAGGCAGUUGCGCAUUGAAUUAGUGGAAAAUGGAAACGACGAUCAGGAAGACGAUGAGGAGGACGACGGAGCGGAAGACGGGGAGGGGUUCCCUCCGUGGCAGAAAGGCCAUCGAGACGGUCGGCACCCCAGUAAAGGGUCAACCAAGCAGCAGAAAGAGAAGCAGGCAAAGUAUAGAGACAAAUGGAACUCAAAUAAAGAGAAUGAAAGUAUCGAACUUAUUGACAAAAAAGGAAUGAUAACAAAACAGGGACAUGCAAUUCUUAGUAACAUGAACAUGUAUGAUGUGGUGCUUCUGAUUGAUAAAAUGCAGCAGCUGAUUAGAGUCUCCCCACAGACAGCCAUUAGAUUUCUCAGUGACAAUAAAACGGUGUACUACUCCCUCGUCCAUGCUCUUUUCCUUGUGGGUAUUCUAAGCAUCGAGAUGAAUCCCCUUAGUGAGGAGGACAUCAUCCGGAUGAAAUUUCAUGCCCUUAAGAAUAAGUUCCAGUUUUUGUGUCUGGACAGCGAGGAGCCAGGAGAGGUAGACGCUUUGGGGGGGAAGCAGCGCCACAAGGGGGGGGGUAGCGGCUGGAAUGAGGUCGAUUGGGGUAACAUCGAUUGGGGUGAAGCUCAUAGGAGUGCUACCGAAUGGAGAGAUGCGGACCGGGGUGCUUCUGAACGGGGUGCUUCUGAACGACUUGAUGCUGACCGGGCUGCUUCUGACCGACGUGGCUCAGAUCCAGGGGAGGGGAGCGACCGGGGAAGCCAGCCAUGGGGAGGCCAAAAUUACAACUACGAGCCGAGUGGCAGGAGGCCGCUGUACGAGAGGGGAGGAAAGGUGAACGCAGUUAACAUGCCGACACCCUCAUCAUUGACGCAUAUGGGGGGAAAGAACCAGCCGGGGAGUAACAGGAAAAAUGUUUCCAGAGGGCUCUAUUCCGCAAGUCAGAGUGCCUCUUAUGGAGGAAAUCUUAACAACUAUGCUUCGAUCAACCAUGUGUAUGUGCCGUCGGAGGGAGGUCAGAGCGGGUACCCAGUGGACAGGGAUUCUUCUUUUGGAGAAAUGGAGAGGGACGCAGUGAAGACAGAGGCAGUGAAGGGAGAGGCAGCGACCGGGGAGGCCGCGACGGGGGAGGACCAAAUGGUUCGAUCGAAUUUGUAUGGAACGGCUGGAAGCACGCACCACUCGCGGCAGCAAUUCACCCCGCUUAACCUCUCUAUGAACAAGAGACGGGGAGACCCCGGCGGGUACCCCCUCCAGGGGAUCUACUCCAAGAAGCACACAAUGAAGGGAGAACAAGGGGAGAGAAAAAAUAAGAAAAACAGUAAGGAGAGUAGUAAUCCAAAGAAGCUAAAGAACCUUACCAACAUGAUGCCCCUUGGAAGCAAAGCGGUAAGUGGCAAACUAUCUGCAGGUGGCGGCAGCAGACCCGUCGACUAUGACAGUGACAGUAUGCAGGGAAAUCCUAACCCGUGUCAUUACGGACAGGAAUUUCCCAGUGGAAGGAGCACAGGGUUGUAUGCAAUGCGUGGUCAUGUCAAUACAAAGAUGGAAAAGGAGACUUAUUAUUCGAAUUAUUACGCUAGGGAUUAUGUUGGAGAGCAGCGUGGGGAGGAGGAAGGGACAACCCCGUUUGAUGCACAGAUCAAUUACAAUGGGGAAAGGAGCAACUUACGCAUGAAGUGUUAUAACGGUAUGUCACAACUAAGGGGGAACAACCCCCCAGAGGGAUGCUCAUCCGAGAGAACGAAAGAUAACAUAAGUAACUGCGAAAGAAAUGAUGGGACGUACCAAAGUGACCAUAGCGAGGUGAGUGGAAUCGAUGCUAGGAGCAACCAAGGAGGCAAUCGUACAAGGGGGGAAGCCAUCGGAGGACAAUCUACCUCGGUACGAAACUGGAGGCGCAUGUCCAGAAAAGGUCAUUACCAGGGAGACAGCGAAGCAGCGCGGAGCGAUAUACACACAAGUGACCACGAAGGAGAAAACAGAGAAGAAGAAAAACAUCUCGAAUUGGGGAAAAGGUUAAUCCAAAAAAUUAACACGUCCAAUAGCCAACGGAGGGGUAUCAAACUAAUCGACAGGAACAGGGGAAAUGAAAAAUACGCAGAAGAGAGUGUCAUUAAGGUAAGAAGUGUAGACCUAUGUAAUGAAGUGGAAAAUAUGAAGGAAAAUCUGAUAAGCAGUAGCCUGAAGGCCGUAUUGAGAAAAGUAAACCUUGGCUUGAAAGACAUUCCCUAUGCUGAGGAAGACUUAGUAAAGGAAGUGAUUAAUGAGAAGCCCAUCUUAGAGAACAUCCUCAUUAGUAAAUACUCCGACAUGGUGAACUGGAACCGCGACCAGAUAUUGCGAGUCCUGUCCAUUCGGAAGUCGCUGAAGAGUCGCGGCUACAACGUCAACGGGGUGAUCUGA
Messenger RNA from Plasmodium inui San Antonio 1, 2610 nucleotides. RefSeq lists its product as hypothetical. Lineage: Eukaryota; Apicomplexa; Aconoidasida; Haemosporida; Plasmodiidae. The transcript has 3 exons. Bases 1 to 2610 code for a protein of 869 amino acids. The record is from RefSeq and is a predicted model, not a curated record. Gene Ontology annotation, molecular function: RNA binding.